UAUGAAGCUUGCGUGUUUUGUGUUUGAUGUGUAAACGUGAGAAAUAAGUCUUUUAUAGACGUCGAUAUUGGUGUGGAGUUCUCGUUAUUGUCACGAAGUGUGCGUUCCUGGCACUGAGGAUUGGGUUUUUCGAAGAUUUAGACGUCAGGGUUUAUGUACACAUGGGUAACGUGUGGAUCAUUGUGGACUUGCUUGUGAGUGCCUGUGUCGAUCGAAGACGCGUCGUGCACGGGUUUAAUUAUUUUCAUAGAAAUGGGUUGUGAACGGUGUGAGCAUUGAGAAUAUAGUGGAGUUGCAUGAAACCCUAGGUCGAAGAAAUGCAUUUUCUGCUCUGCAAAGGGUGUUUUGGAGGAACUCCAUGGAAAUUUCACAAUCACGUGCAACGGUGUCAUCAAAGCAGCCACGUUUCGGAAUUUUGCAUCGACUGAACCGGCCUCAGCUGCCUUGUGUUCUCGGGACCCUGCGCUACAGAGUUACUGUGAAUCUUCUGCUCUCUCUACUUUUGCCAACCAUCUUCAAUUUUUUGAGGAAACCUGUUGCCAUUACUGACUUUUUGGGACGUCCUGAUUUUCAUAUCAAUAUCUGUGCCUAUGAAAGCUCUUUAAUAAGCCUAGUUUAAAAUGACACGAAAUGAGCCUGCAAGUGCUUCGGAAAUAUGAAACACGCUUCAUGCAUUUUUGUUGUAUGAGUAGUGCAUUCUCGUGACUUGUAUUUAGUGUUCCCCGUGGAAACGCCCUAGUAAACAGGCACACAGUUCUCAGUUGCUAUUCGCCAUUCCUAUCGUUAUGAUCGUAGUCUAGCAUUUGAAUGAAUGUUGCCCAUUUGAAGUCGUAUUGUUUGCGUACACUAGCUGAAUGUAAACCAUUGUUUUUGUGUUUGAAAUUGGGAGGACUGGAGCUGGUCUGGAAAGUCCAUUUUUCUCUUCACCCCCGUUUCCUGCCUGUCACUCCUCUACUCUUUUGUCAUUGAAUUCCUGAUUUUUGCCGAACCGUUCUGCUGUUCUUCGGAAUUUGUUAUUUUUAACGGGUUUAUCUGUCAUGAUUCAGGGCAUACUUGGAAGCACAACCCCUUCGUAUUAGUGGAGUUUCAAUGGUAAAGAAAGAAAGUGUCCUACCUUCAAUAUCGGUUGGUACGAGCAUGGACGAUAUAAUGAGAGACGUCCAUGGAGCUAUCGAGCGGGCGGUAGAAGCACGUUCGGAGUAUUUGAAGCAGGAAGUCACCACGAUGACUCUGGCACAAGCACGCCGGCUACUGGAGAAGGAUCUAAAUGUUGAUCAAGGAUUUUUAGAUUCUUACAAGGAAUUUGUUAAAAAACUUAUCAACAAGGUUUUGCAAGAAACCCAGGCCGAAAGCCUAGCAGUGCAGAAAACGGAAGCGGUGAUUGAUGAGCAAGACAAAAGCAAGGAGACUGAAGUUGAGAAUUCCGCCAACCAAAUGCCAAAAAUGAAGCGGCUCAAGAAAAAGAGUGGAAGCGAAGGCAUAGUGGGUGAAAUCGCGAAAGAUCAAUCUGAUGAUAUCGGAACGUCUAGUGCGGAAGAAGGGUUAAAGGAACCUGAAAAUGACAGCCAUUCGGAUGCUAAAGUUGGAGCGGACAUGGAAAGUUUGAUUUUGGAAGCAGCCCUCAAAAGGGCUCCGGAUUUCAAAGCUCAAGCAGAAUCCUUGACGCUUGUGGGUGUACGCCGUUUACUGGAAAAAGACCUUGGCAUGGAGAAAGGAGGCUUGGAUGUGUACAAAAAGCAUAUACGGACAGUCUUGGAUCAACUUUUAAAUGAAGAGAAAGAAAAGGAGAAGCUAGUUGCUGUUACUACUUCGAAGAAGAGAAAAGCAUCUGCACCUGAGGUUAAGAAGAAAUUGAAUAAGUCAGGUAAGAAGCGAAAACCUUCCUCUUCGGAGGAGAUGGAGGAGAAUGUCAGUGGUGAAGAAUCUGUGAAAACUCCCAAGGUGCGGAAUGGAGGAAAUCGGAAGACGACGAAGAAAUCAGUGAAAGAGAAAGUUGAAGAGGAAGAUGCUAGUGGAGAUGACGAUGGUAUGGACGAGGAUGGAGGGUCUGAUGAAGAUGUGUCUAGAUCCGAAGAAUCAGAUGAUGAAGAGACUGAGCGUAAGAAAGUACCAAAGACAAAGAAGCCUGUGGAAUCGAAGCCUGUAUAUGGCAAGAAAGUUGAACUCUUCAAAAGCACUAUUAAAGCUUGUGGUAUAACGGUGCCUCCAAGUGUGUAUAGGAAAGCUAAACAAGCUCCAGAAGAGCGACGGGAGGCUGUUUUGAUUAAAGAAAUGGAAGCAAUCUUACUGAAAGAAGGUCUUACGGCUAAUGCGUCGAAAGACGAUAUUAAGGCUGUCAAAAAACGGAAAGAGAAGCUAAAAGAUCUUGAAGGGAUGGACACCAGUAACAUAAUUGUAGAAUCUACGGGGCGGCCAAGGCGAGCAGCAGCAUCUGCAAAUAAUUUUUUCGCUCCCAAACCCAGCAAACCAAUUGACCUUGGUGAGGAGGAUGAAGAUGAAGAUGACGAUGAGGAACAAGAAUCAGACUCUGAGGAAGAUCCAAAUGUGGAACUGCAAGAUGACGAUGACGAUGACGAUGACGAAUAUGUGAAAUCAUAAUGAUAUGCUUAGCCAUCCUUACUUUUGGAGCUCCUAAUUCUGUCCAAGGGUUCUGCUCAAGCACCAUGUUACUCUUCAAACUUACUGUGACUAUGUGUAUGUAAUUUUUUAGAGGAUUAUCGGAUAUUCGAGUUCAAGAAGUCGGCAUGUUGGAACACCUUUGAGUUGGAAGGCACAAAAAGGACUAAUACUCCAAUCAGAUUCAACUUGGAACCCAACCUAAAAUGUUAAGUGUGUCUGGAAAUAGUUUUUAAAGUCAGCACAUUUUUCUUGAGCAGGCGUGGUUAUGAAUCACUAUUUGCAAGUACUGGUCUUCUGUCAUUAUGUGCACUUCAGCAUGAUAUCAAGUUUCCAGGACAGGAGUGUAAUCCACAUGGGACUUCAGAGUUAGCUUAUAAAGAGUAGUCAUUUAGUGACAUAGUUUACGGUGAGGACAUACUUAAAAUACUAGACGGUGCAUGUGGGUUAAGGAUUUCCAGCAUUCUUCUGAACCAAUCAAGCAGCUGCAGCACUUCAGAGCAAGACACUCCAAAUACUUUGUCCGAUCCUACUUCAACAAUUUUAGAAACUUUGUAGGUGGAUGGAUGCACAUGUCUUGACGUGAUGAUCACAGUUCAGGAUGUGGAGUUGGAAAGAAUUGCUAUCCUUUGGAUACAUAGGUAAGGUUAUCGUUCUAGGACUUGUAUUCUGUCUGUCUGUUUCCAAGUAUGGAAAAAAAUUGGAUAUCUUUGCACGGC
Messenger RNA from Physcomitrium patens, 3335 nucleotides. The record is from RefSeq and is a predicted model, not a curated record. NCBI's taxonomy places the organism in Eukaryota, Viridiplantae, Streptophyta, Bryopsida, Funariales, Funariaceae.